Molecule: messenger RNA, 2016 nt
Organism: Bemisia tabaci
Lineage: Eukaryota; Metazoa; Arthropoda; Insecta; Hemiptera; Aleyrodidae
Product: juvenile hormone acid O-methyltransferase
Source: RefSeq, a predicted model, not a curated record
GGGGACGCGUGGAAUUUACAGUCUUGAAUGCAAGAGAACAAUCGGUAAUUUUUUGUGUGUAAAGUGAUGCACACCUAGUGCAAUUCGCAUCGAGGAAGCAGGCUUGUAAUUUUUUCGCCUUGAACGCCGAUUUUUACGCUUCAGGUUGAAUUCUUACAUCUAUAGUCGGUGAGGGCUGUAGAGACGGACACUAGGCAACAUACAUUUGAAUCAUGCAAGAGGGCGAUCUGUACUCGGACUUCAACAAAUCCAAUCCGAAUAAAUUCAGAGACAUCCAGGAGCUAUUGGCAGACCACAAGUCAUUAUUUCGAUGGUUCUCGGAGGAGGUGGUGCUCGACGUGGGAUGUGGACCGGGUGACGUCACUCGUCACGUUCUCUAUCCGUGGCUCCCGGAAAACGCAAACAAGACCGUGCUCGGAGUAGACGUUUCUCCCGUCAUGAAGGACUUGGGCAAUAAAAAGUUCGGUCAUCCCGACGUUUUCUUCGAGACCUUCGACGUUUCUGGCAAAAACUUGGCUGUCAUUACAGAGGACGAGAAGUUUAGAGACGGCUUCACGAAGAUAUUCUCAUUUCACGUCUUCCACUGGAUCAAUGAUCUCGAACUGGCUUUUCAGAACGUGUAUAAACUCCUGAAACCUAGCGGUCAAGUUCUUCUCACUUUUCCCAUCAGUAGGCAAUAUCAAAGGUUAUACAAGCAAAUGCAAGAAAAAGAACCUUGGUCAACAAUUUUGAAGGGUGCACACCGAGAAAUCCCGAAUUAUUUCUUGAAUGGUGACGCCACAACAGAGUUCUUGUCAAUUGUGACGAAGGUAGGAUUCAAAGUUGUCACCUGCAAGCUCAUCACGACACACGACGAGUUCCCCAACAUUGAGGCCCUGAAAAAACUCGUUGGCUCUUUGGACAUCCACUUCAAUAGAAUACCGACCAGUAUGCGAGGGCAGUACUUGGAGGAGUGCAUCGAAAUAAUGAGGAAGAAGAAUCUGAAAGAACUCGACAACGGCACCGUAGUGGUCACAGAGAAACGAAUCACCGCUUUCAUGGAGAAAUAAUACAGUUCCAGCCGGUAAAUUAUACCAGUGAACGUGUAUGCAAAGUACCAUGAAAGUAUUUGGAGUAACCUCUCCAAAUUUUAUUGGACUUUGUGAGGGAUUUUGUCAGUCGAUGUCGGAGACCGCGCAUUUUCCGCUUUUCUCAUUAAAACGUCGAAUCAAUUGUCCGACAGUUGUGAUCUUCGACUAGAGCUCCCUUUUGUCUCAGUUUUUAUCAUUUAUUAGCCUCAUUGGAUUGGUUAUAAUACAGGAAAAAAUAAUUGUUGAUUUCUACAAGAUCGUAUAAAACUUGUAACCGAGCAAUGCUCUGUAUGAAUUAUUACUUAUAAUGUAUACUGUGAGUCAAAUAGCCGAAAUUUGAAAAGAAAAUCAAUAGAAAGCUCUAAUCUUUGCUCCCAGUUUUUUGCAGUCAUGCAAAGCUUGAUAAUUCGUUAGUUCUGUAUCUUAUUUUAGCAUCAUUGCUAUUAAUGCAUUUUCUCCGCAAACAUUUGUUAUAUUAUAUUUGAUACUCUUUGAUUUUUUUUUCAAGUCAGUGAACAAAAAAGAAAAAAAAAAAAAAAAAAAAAAAAAAAAAAAAAAACUAAUCCAUUGAGGCUAGCGUAAGGUUCUGUCAGGAGGACUUAGCAUUGAUGUGUCGAUUUAAUUUUAGAGCAAAUUGAAAAUUUUAAUUUGUUGGUUGUUGUUUAACAUGUUGGGUCAAAGCCGUUGUGCUCAAUCAGUAUUCCUCUAAUUUAAUUUUAUGUGGAACAAGUUAAUGUAGAAACAUUAUUUCAGCCUUAAAAAUUUCAACAAUACUCUGUUGAAUAAGUUAACUAAAUCACCAAAAUAUUUUCAUUAUUUGAAUCUAAUUUGCUCUCCGUCGUUGUGCAUUUUAAAAUUUAGCCUUAAUACGUCACCAAAGCAGAAUGAUUAAAAAUCAAUAAAUUUUGAAAAAUAAAAACUGUUUUUAAAAUGUUGAGGUCUAAAA